UUUUCUUUUUUGUUAUAGUACCAUGUAACACCUGUAAAUGAGAAACCGUACGCUUAAAAUGAUUCGAGUUAGCAAGACUUGACUGCUAGCUUACUGUAUAAACAGCUGAAAUCCACGUGCUCUGUUAUGGUGCUUGCGUCAAAAUUUGGACGUAACAUCCGGGUAUUAUUGGAAUGGUGGCGUUCAGAGCAAAGAGGUUUCUUUGGCAGAAAACUGUCUCUUACAUGUACAAGUAUGYUGCAUGCCCAGUGAAGUCAAGCCCCAGUUUGUGGUUCUUUACGGGUCUCAGAAGGGUCAAGCUCAGUCCAUAGCUGAGGGCAUAGCUGAAGAGGCUGAGGAACAUGGACUUAYUGCUGAUCUCAGCUGCUUGAACCAGAAUGAGAAGUUCAAUUUGGUGAAGGAGAGCGCCCCAGUGGUCUUUAUUGUGUCCACAACUGGAGAUGGGGAACCACCAGACAAUGCUCUACAAUUUGUAAGACACAUCAAGAAGAAGACCCAUUCUCCUGACUCCUAUAAACACCUUUGUUAUGCACUUUUAGCUUUAGGAGACACAAAUUAUGCAAAUUUCUGCAACUGUGGGAAGACAAUCGAGCGUCGUCUUCAGGAACUCGGAGCUAARCAGUUUUAUCCGACAGGAUAUGCAGAUGACGGCGUAGGGUUGGAAGUGGUUGUCGACCCUUGGAUUAAAGGACUGUGGAGUGCCAUCAAAGAGGCUUUAUCUAAAAUGGCUUCCGAUGUGACUUCCCACUUGAAGGAGAAUGCAGAAAAUUCAGCCAUGGAGAUUCCUGCUUUGUCCAUCCCAGAUGUCCAGCUAAACCUUUUAAGCAUUACCGACCAGCAGAACCGUGAGCCCGUCAGACCCCCUCGAAGCACAGACUCUAAAAACGCACCUCUCCCCGCCACUCGUGAUUUCAGACCGGCUUCUCCUUCAGGAAGUGCUGGAUUGGCGUCCCAGUGUAGCGGCGUCGCCACGCCAAAAACGCAGACCUGUACUGAUGUUGAACCGGCAGCCUCGCUGACGUUCUCCCUGCCUCCACUGUCCGAGGCCUCACUUAAUGUUCCUGCUCUGCCGCCUCCUUACUUAGACGUUACGUUUCAGGGUGUGGACUCUGUGGGACAGACUUUUGGACCUUUAAACAAAGAGACUGUUUAUGAAGUACCUAUAUCCAAGGCAGUUCAACUGAGCAGAGGAGGUUCAGUCAAGACAGCUGUUCUCCUGGAACUGGACAUCUCUGCUUAUCCGACAAUGACCUAUGAGCCUGGGGAUUCUUUUGAUGUGUUCUGCCCAAACAGAGCUGAAGAGGUGGACAAGGUGCUCUGUAGGCUGGGCCUUCAGGACCAGAAAAACCACCAUGUUCUUAUUGCUCUAAGACAGGACACAAAGAAAAAAGGUGCAAAGUUGCCGUCUCACAUCCCUCAGAGUGUUUCCCUGCUUUUCCUGCUCACAUGGUGCCUGGAGAUCAGAAGUGUGCCUAAAAAGGCUUUUCUGCGAGCGCUGGCGGAGCACACGGCAGACGGAGCGCAGAGGAGGAGACUGCAGGAGCUCUGCAGUAAACAAGGCGCCGCCGACUAUAAUCUGUACGUACGAGAUCCAAACCUCGGCGCGCUGGAGCUUCUCGCCGCCUUCCCGUCCUGCUCGCCGCCUCUCAGCCUCCUCAUAGAGCAUUUGCCAAAACUGCAGCCCAGGCCUUAUUCAGCAGCCAGCUCCUGUCUUAAGCACCCAGGAAAGCUGCAUUUUGUCUUCAACGUGGUGGAGCUCCCAGCGUGCCCUGGGAGACCUGCGGGCAGGCGAGGUUUGUGUACUGGUUGGCUGUUUGACCUCAUCAAUCCCUGCCUGGUUUUCCCUGGAAAACCGGAAUCAUYCAGCAGCCUGCCUCUGCCAAAGAUUCCCGUGAGUUUGAGACCCAGCUGCUCCUUUCGACCUCCUACUGACCCAUCAGUACCCUUCAUUAUGAUUGGACCUGGAACUGGAGUCGCUCCUUUUAUUGGCUUCCUCCAGCAAAGAGAGGAGGAGAGAAAGGAGAAGCCCGAUGUCGCGUUUGGCGAGACCUGGCUGUUCUUUGGUUGUCGCCACCGAGACAAAGACUACCUGUUCAGAGCAGAACUGAAGGAGUUUGUGUCCAGCGGCACCCUGACCCACCUCAAAGCGUGCUUCUCCAGAGACGACAGGGAGGAUGAGGAGGCCGUCGCCUCAGCAGCACAACCCAGAUAUGUUCAACACAAUCUGUUGCUCUAUUCCCAACAAGUUAUCGACGUCCUGCUCAGUCAGAACGGCUCCGUCUACGUCUGCGGGGAUGCAAAGAACAUGGCUAAAGACGUGAAUGAGACCCUGGUGGAGAUCAUUAAAAGCGAGCUUCACGUGGACCAACUGGAGGCCAUGAAGAAACUGGCACAGCUUAGAGAGGAGAAGCGCUACUUACAGGACAUCUGGGCCUGACUGUAGAUGAGGGGAUGAGGGCAUUUGCAGCAUCUGCUGGCCUCGAACAUUUUUAAUAUAUAUGUAUG
Messenger RNA from Austrofundulus limnaeus, 2505 nucleotides. It is a transcript of the gene mtrr, whose product is annotated as 5-methyltetrahydrofolate-homocysteine methyltransferase reductase. NCBI's taxonomy places the organism in Eukaryota, Metazoa, Chordata, Actinopteri, Cyprinodontiformes, Rivulidae. Bases 242 to 2437 code for a protein of 731 amino acids. Gene Ontology annotation, cellular component: cytosol. Gene Ontology annotation, biological process: homocysteine metabolic process. Gene Ontology annotation, molecular function: FMN binding; flavin adenine dinucleotide binding; [methionine synthase] reductase (NADPH) activity. The record is from RefSeq and is a predicted model, not a curated record. The transcript has 15 exons.